Molecule: messenger RNA, 1422 nt
Organism: Melospiza georgiana
Lineage: Eukaryota; Metazoa; Chordata; Aves; Passeriformes; Passerellidae
Product: methanethiol oxidase-like
Exons: 12
Coding region: 1-1422 (473 amino acids)
Molecular function (GO): selenium binding
Source: RefSeq, a predicted model, not a curated record
AUGGACAGAUGCAGAGCUCCGUGCUACGAGUACCCGUCGUGCCCCGACGUGCUGAAAGCCCCGCGGGAGGAGGUCGCCUACGUGACCUGCACCUACAGGAGCACCGGCAUCGAGCAGCCCGAUUUCCUGGCCACCGUGGACCUCAACCCGCGCUCCUGCCACUACGGCCAGGUGAUCCACCGGCUGCCCAUGCCCAACCUCAAGGACGAGCUGCACUGCGCGGGCUGGGGCCCCGCCUGCGGCUGCUUCGACGGCGGCGCCGCGGCCAAAAGGACCAAGCUGGUGCUGCCGUGCCUCAUCUCCUCCCGCAUCUACGUGGUGGAUGUGGGCUCCCAGUGCCGGGCGCCGCGGAUCUGCAAGAUGAUCGAGCCCGUGGAUGUGUUCUGGAAGUGCAACAAGGGCUACCUGUCCGUCACCCACCCCCUGCCCAACGGCGACGUCCUGGUGGCCAACAUGGGCGACGCCGCUGGCCACGGCAAAGGUGGCUUCGUGGUGCUGGACGGAGAGACCUUCGAGCUGAAGGGCAACUGGGAGAACGAGUGUGAGGCUCCCCCGACCGGGCACGACUUCUGGUACCAGGCCCGGCACAACGUCCUGGUCAGCUCGGCCGGGAUGGUGCCCAGAGUGGCCGGGCGCGGCUUCAACCCCGAUGACCUCAAGAAAGGGGUCUUCGGCCGCCGCCUGAACGUGUGGAACCUGUCGUGCCGCAGCCUGACGCAGUGCUUCGACCUGGGCGAGGAUUCCCUGCCCAUGACCGUGCGCUUCCUGCACAACCCCGAGGCCGCCGAGGGCUACGUGGGCUGUGCCCUGAGCGGGGCCAUUUUCCGCUUCUACAAAUCCUGCGAGAGAGACAACUGGGCCGUGGAGGAGGUGAUCCGGAUCCCGGCCAAGGACGUGUCGGGCUGGAUCAUGCCCAAGAUGCCGGCCUUCAUCGUGGACCUCGUCAUCAGCCAGGACGACCGGUUCCUGUACGUGUGCAAUUGGCUGCACGGGGACAUCCGGCAGUACGAGCUGUCGCGGAGCUGCAAGCCGCGGCUGGUGGGGCAGGUGUUCGUGGGGGGCAGCAUCCUGCGAGGGGGCCCCGUGACCGUGUGCAGGGACGAGGAGCUCAAGUGCCAGCCCGAGCCGCUGGUGGUCAAGUGUAAGCGCGUGUACGGCGGCCCCGCCGCGCUGCAGCUGAGCCUGGACGGGAAGCGGCUCUACGUGACCAAUUCCUUCUACAGCACCUGGGACCGGCAGUUCUACCCCAGCCUGAUCAAGGAGGGCUCGGUGAUGCUGCAGCUCGACGUGGACACGGACAAGGGCGGCCUGAGCGUCAACAAGAACUUCCUGGUGGAUUUCGGCAAGGAGCCCAACGGGCCGUGCCUGGCGCACCAGAUCCGCCUCCCUGGCGGCGAUGCCAAAUCCGUGACCCUGCCCUGA